Vicugna pacos (alpaca) is the source of this 1993-nucleotide messenger RNA. Lineage: Eukaryota; Metazoa; Chordata; Mammalia; Artiodactyla; Camelidae. The record is from RefSeq and is a predicted model, not a curated record.
UUUAUCUCCCACAUUUAGAAGUGGUCCCUCUACAAAAGGAAUGCUGUACUACCAAUGGACUUUGAAUUCUAACCUUGUCAAACCAGCACCUUUCCUAAGUAUUCAAUUUACCUAAAAAAAAAAAAGCUGAAUCCUAUGUGUCACUGACAAAAACAAGUUAAAUAAGGCAUCAUAAUCCAAUCUGAGUUGCAGAAAACAAAUUUUCUCUUUCCUCCAAAAAAAAAAAGGAAGAAAGAAAAAGAAAAAAGAGAAAAAUACUAACGAGAUCUCUCUUACAGAAUAAAGUCAUCACUUGGAGAAUUAAAAGAAACUGGUAUGCGGAUGUUAAGAAGAGAAAGGUUGAGGGGCUGUCAACCGAGCUUGCCAAGGGUACUACCUCUGGGCCCAGUGGGCAGCAGAUGCCAACCCACCGCGGACAACCCCAAGUCGGCCUGAAGCACGCAGCUUUGACAGACGCCAGACCCCUGCGGUCCGGCUCGUCGCACUGACCCCACCAAUGCAACAAACGCCGCGACCUGCCCGCGCGCUCAAGAGCAGAGUGGCCGCCACCGUUCAGUCCUUCCCGGGAGACGCGCGUCCAGGGGAGGCUCAGAGGUUUGAUCUUGCCUCUUAUCUUGGACUGGGCUGGCUCGUGGUGAGACCCAAAGCUGAGCAUCACCUACACAGAGAGCUAGUUUACAAGAAGAAUUGACUCCAGGGUACUCUGGCAAUUCCAUGUCUAUGAUGUAGUCAUCAGAGUUGCAAAGGUAUCGCACAGCGAUGUACAGCUAUCAAGUACCACUUUUCUCAGCCGAUCCGCUUACGGAACAUUCCUUUCAACUUGACCAAGACAAUACAGCAAGAUGAAUGGCACCUGCUUCAUUUAAGAAGAAUCACUGCCGGCUUCCUGGGCAUGGCUGUCGCCGUUCUGCUCUGCGGCUGCAUUGUGGCCACCGUCAGCUUCUUCUGGGAGGAGAGCCUGACCCAGCACGUGGCCGGACUCCUUUUCCUCAUGACAGGAAUAUUUUGCACCAUUUCCCUCUGCACUUACGCCGCCAGCAUCUCCUAUGAUCUGAACCGGCUGCCCAAGCUGAUUUACAGCCUGCCUGAUGACGUGGAGCACGGCUACAGCUGGUCUAUCUUUUGUGCCUGGUGCAGUCUAGGCUUUAUUGUGACAGCUGGAGGUCUCUGCAUCGCUUACCCAUUUAUCAGCCGGACCAAGAUCGCACAUCUAAAGUCAGGCAGGGACUCCACGGUAUGACUGUCCUCACUCAAGUUCAUAGCUUGGUGGCCAGUCUACAGUGCAGAUGACUCUUAAAGGGGUCAGACCGGAGUUCGAGUCAGGACCCCAAGCACAAAACAAAACGGUCUUUUACAUUCCAGCCUGUUGCCUGCCAGCCCCUUCUGGAUGACUGAUAUCAAAUCAUGCAAAACCUCCAUACCUUUCUAAGGACAAGACGACUGUGGAUUCAAGUGUUCAAGUGCUUUAAUGACUCUUUAUGCUUUGACUCUGAGGCAUGGGGAGCAGUGCUAUGUAACAUUUCUGGGUUUUAAAGAAAAAAAGGAAACUGCAGUGGAAACAUUUGUAUGAUUGCCGUUUAUUUCAGAAAGUUUGUAUAUAACAAUUCCCCGAGAGUCGUUUCUAUUGGCAAAAGGACUCCUAACAAAGCGAGUGUAAUUUUCUUGUCAUCGUACCAUGCCUGUUCAAUUUUAACGCAGCACCUUCAGAACUUGUCCUAAUGGUGUCUUGUUGUGUCAGCACCAAAUACUUGUGCAUUACUUGUGGAUGUUCCUUGUCACAGGGAGAUUCUUCUGUUGCUGCCUUAUGUAUUUAUUUUUAAUUGAAGUCUCUUCCCCGUCCUUGUACUAGAAUCAAAAAUCAUAAGAAAACCCAAUCAACCGUGGAAGAGCGAAUCUGUAAUACUAUGCAGUAUUGUUUGAAGUCCUAUCUGUCGUUCAGCCUGUCUCUUUAUGUUAACUGGAUUUCUGCAUUAAAUGACUGCCCCCUUGUUAA